AUGGUUGGGCGAUGCUCCAAGGGCCGCAAACGCCGCAAAACAGCCACGAACACAGACAUCACUGAUGUCACCAGCCGUGACUCGAAUUCAGGCUCCACUGUACUGAACGGCGAAAGAAGUAGCAGUCAGGAAGUCUCCUAUAGGCCCUUGCCAGCUUCUGCGUACUCUACCGGCUCGAAUCGCGUCCAACUAGAUUUAGAUUUAACUGCAAUUCUCAAUUGGAACACUUAUUCUGCGCCGGACCCUGCUGAAUUCGCGGAUCACAUCAUGUCACCGACGGACGAAUUUGGACAUGCGAUUUCCCAGCUUGAUAUUCCAAUUUCAACUGAUGGGUACGCCUCUUGGUUGGAAAACGGGUUGGAAAUGGCUUUUGUCCCAUCCUCCACUAUUGAUUGUGUCUCUACAGCGCUUCCCCCCACGCCUGAUGAAAUUGUGGUGGGACCGGGAAUCGCCUGCACUUCCGAAAGCCUACAGCAGCAACAGACCGCUAGCUUACCGGGAAAUGUCGAUAUCAAGCCAGAGAUCUGCACACUAUUUCUUAUCAUGUCGAAUCUGGAGGCCGAACUCGGCAAUUCUGGCUCAAGCAUUGACAAGAUCAUGCAUACGGUGAAAGCAAGCACGAAAGAGAUCGAACAAGUGAUACAGUCCAAACAAUGGCACUUUCUUGUGAUAGGUCCAAUGCUAGCACUCGUCGCCAUUGAAGUCGCCUUAAUUCUAAUUGAAAGCAUUGUCUCUCGUUGGGGGAGCGUUUGCAAAAACCCAAGCUUUGAUCUUUCCACUGGCGAUUCGCAAAAUCCAUCUGCUCUCACACUUGGUCAGUAUAGGGCUGAAAGCGAGGAGGCUGUUCUCAUAUGGAGACAUAUUGUAUUAGCCGAGCUUCAGCGCUUACGCAAUCUGAUUGAAGUCCUCGGUGGUUAUCUUGAAGGUUCGAGUGGCGGUCAGAAUGGUCGGCGACCGGUAGAUCGUCUCAGGAACUCUUGCAUCUAUCAAGAGCAAAAGGCGACAUUUUUAGUCGCAACUUUACAAGGAGAAGACUUGACCAGGUAG
Penicillium samsonianum is the source of this 1047-nucleotide messenger RNA. RefSeq lists its product as uncharacterized. Lineage: Eukaryota; Fungi; Ascomycota; Eurotiomycetes; Eurotiales; Aspergillaceae. The transcript has a single exon. The record is from RefSeq and is a predicted model, not a curated record. Bases 1 to 1047 code for a protein of 348 amino acids.